GUGGAGCCAGAGCAUGGGUCCCCCGAGGUUGUGGAGCGGUUGAGCCCAGGCCCGGGGCCGGCGGCACGCUGGAGGCGCUGCGGCGGCACUCGCGGCAGAUCGCCGCGCGACGCGUGCGCCGGGUACAGUUCACGGAACGGGAACGAGAUGGCGCGCGCGGAGACGGCGCAGAAAGCGGCGGGUCGGAGAUGUCGGGCGGCAGCGGCGGGGCGGACCGGCGGCCGUCCACCUGCCGCGUCGAGAUGGGGAACUUGCUGGCGCCGGAGCCGCGGCCGCUUGACAAUAAGGUCAAGCGGCACAGUAUCCACGGGAUGACAGAGGAGGAGAACGUGGUGCGUCCGCACCAAGAGAUGGCGGUGCUGUCGCUGGAUGAGAAGAAGUACCUCCUCGGGGUGGAGCGCGGCGACGUGGCGGGCACCCGGCGCGUGCUGCUGCGCGCCAGAGAGACCCAGCACAUUAACGUUGACUGCGUGGAUCCUCUGGGAAGGUCCGCGCUGCUGAUGGCUAUCGAUAACGAGAACCUGGAGAUGGUGGAACUGCUGCUGGAGUUCGGCGUGGAGACGCGCGACGCGCUGCUGCACGCCAUCUCCGAGGAGUUCGUCGAGGCCGUGGAGGCGCUGCUGGACCACGAGGAGCGGUGCACCAAGCCUGGGGAACUGCAUAGCUGGGAAGCGCUGCCACCGGAGACGGCGACGUUCACGCCCGACAUCACGCCUCUCAUCCUGGCGGCGCACCGCGACAGCUACGAGAUCAUCAAGUUGCUGUUGGACCGCGGCGCCGCGCUGCCCGUGCCGCACGACGUGCGCUGCGGCUGUGACGAGUGCGUGCGCUCGCGGCGCGAGGACUCACUACGUCACUCCCGUUCUCGCAUCAACGCGUACCGCGCGCUCGCGUCGCCGAGCCUCAUAGCGCUGUCGUCCAAAGACCCAAUACUCACGGCGUUUGAACUGUCGUGGGAGCUACGCCGGUUGUCAGCGCUCGAGCACGAGUUCAAGACUGAAUAUCAGGAGCUGCGCGCGCAGUGCCAGGAGUUCGCGACCGCGCUGCUGGACCACACGCGCACCUCGCACGAGCUGCAAGUGCUGCUGAACCACGAGACGGGCGCCGCCACCCCGCCGCUAGCCGAGCCCGGCGCGCCGGAGCGCAUGCGCCUGUCGCGCCUCAAGCUGGCCAUCAAGCUGCGCCAGAAGAAGUUCGUAGCGCACCCGAACGUGCAGCAGCUGCUAGCCUCGAUCUGGUACGAGAGCGUGCCCGGCUUCCGGCGCAAGAACAUGCUGCUGCAGGCGUUGGAGAUGGCGCGCAUCGGCGCCAUGUUCCCGCUGCACGCGCUGGCGUACGUGGCCGCGCCGCACUCCGCGCCCGGCCGCACGCUGCGCAAGCCCUUCAUCAAGUUCCUGUGCCACUCCGCCAGCUACUUCAUGUUCCUGUUUUUAUUAAUCCUGGCGUCUCAGCGCAUCGAGACAGCAACGAUGGGGAUAGGGUGGGAACGAACCAAUCAAGGCCAGCCGCCAGUGUCCCGCCGGGGGGCGCCGCCCUCGCUCGUGGAGUGGCUCAUCCUCGCCUGGGUCAGCGGCUUGAUCUGGAGCGAGGUGAAGCAGCUGUGGGACAUGGGGCUGCGCGAGUACGUGCACGACAUGUGGAACGUCAUCGACUUCGUCACCAACUCGCUGUACGUCGCCACCGUCGCGCUUAGGAUCGUCUCGCACUUUCAGGUGCGACGAGAGAUGGCACAGGGUCUACAGUGGAACCAGCCCCGCGAAAAGUGGGACGCGUGGGACCCCAUGCUGCUCUCCGAGGGGCUGUUCUCCGCCGCCAACAUCUUCAGCAGCCUCAAGCUGGUUUACAUCUUCAGCGUCAACCCGCACCUGGGCCCGCUGCAGGUCUCGCUGAGCCGCAUGGUCCUGGAUAUCCUCAAGUUCUUCGUGCUUGAUAUACUUGUCAUCUUUGCUUUCUCGUGCGGGCUGAACCAGCUGUUGUGGUACUACGCGGACAUGGAGAAGAAGCGCUGUGUGACCACUCCAAGCAGCGCCAACGGCACCAUCCCUGAUCCUGAUGCCUGCAUCGUGUGGCGGCGGUUUGCCAAUUUAUUCGAAACGAUGCAGACUCUGUUCUGGGCGGCAUUCGGCCUCGUGGACCUGGACUCGUUCGAGCUGGACGGCAUCAAGAUCUUCACGCGCUUCUGGGGCAUGCUGAUGUUCGGCACGUACGCCGUCAUCAACGUCAUCGUGCUGCUGAACCUGCUCAUUGCUAUGAUGAAUCACUCAUACCAACUCAUCUCCGAGCGCGCUGACGUGGAGUGGAAGUUCGCGCGCAGCAAGCUGUGGAUCAGCUACUUCGAGGAGGGCGGCACGGUGCCGCCGCCGUUCAACGUGGUGCCGUCGCCCAAGUCGCUGCUGUACGCGUGGCGCUGGCUGCAGCGCCGCAUGUGCGGACACGCGCGCGCCAAGCGCGAGCACAUGCGGACCAUCAGGAGAAAGGCAAAGCAAGCCAACGAACGCGAUUUCCGUUACCAGGCGAUAAUGCGUAACCUGGUGCGUCGUUACGUGACCGUGCAGCAGCGGCGUGCCGAGUGCGGUGGCGUGACCGAGGACGACGUCAACGAGAUCAAGCAGGACGUGUCCGCCUUCCGCUGCGAGCUGGUCGAGAUCCUGCGCAACUCCGGCAUGAACACGUCCACCGCCAAUGCGGGUGCGCCCGGGGGCGGCGGCGGCAAGAAGAACCGGCAGAAGGAGCGGCGGCUGAUGAAGGGCUUCAACAUCACGGCGCCGGGCGGGUCGCUGGCGCCCGUGGACGAGUUCCUGGCGUCGCUGCAUCACGAGCACGGGUCGCACUCGCAGCUGUCGCAGCUGCUGGGCGGGCGCCUGCGCGCCAGCCAGUCCAGCCUGAGCGACGCGGCGCCGGCGCCCGGGCGCCGCAAGCCGCCGCACAAGCGCCGCUGGGGCACCAUCAUCGAGGCGGCGCGCGCCGCGCGCGUCUCGCGCCUCAUCGGCCGCUCCCGCUCCGAGGACUCCGUCUGCGACCAUAACCGACAAUCGCCCAGUGGCAGCGAGCGAUCGGAGUCGGGCAGCGACUCGCAGCGCAGCGAGCGGCGCGCGGGCGGCCCGCUGCACCCGCUCACCGCCCUCGCCGCGCUCAAGCGCAAGCGGAAGAAGUUCUCGGACUCGCGGCGGCAAGCGGAGGAACGGGAUCGUCCGGCGGCGGAGGCGCUGCAGCGCGCGAGCUCGGUGCCGGCGCGCGCGCCGCCCACGCCGCCGCCGGCGCGCGCGCCGCCGCCGCCGCCCGCCGACGCGCCCGGCCGCGGCGGCUCCCGGGAGCCGCUGCUCGCCAGCAUCGACGACGACGCCAAUAAGGUAUGUACCUUCUGUAUGUCACAGUGCGGCUGCGCCGAGACGACGGGGAUCGCGCCGCGGCCGAGCGGCGGCGGCGGCGGCAGCGGCGGCGGUGCGCCGUGCGGCCGCUGCGCCGCGCUCGCCAAGCUGGCCGGCGUCACGCCGCUGCACGGACACGCGCCGCACCACUCCGCCGGCUGGCUCUAACGACACAUAGUUCAUGCAGUUGUCGGAUCCGGCCCGGGCCAAAGAACAUACGAUCCGGCCUGCGAAAAACGAGGCAGGAGCCUGGCCCUCGGCCUCGGGUCAAAUCCUUGGCUCACUGUAAACUUGUAACAUCGCGUAUUAUCCUAAUAGUCUCGUCUUGAAGACGUCACAGUUCUGGUUUAGAUCAGGAAACUAAGGCGGCUGUCUGCGAUAAGCGAGUAGCAAUCGACUAUUCUUCGUGCAGACCUGCGUGUAGAUGUAGAUCCCGGUUGAUAUUAAUGGGGUUGGCAACUGUCAAAGGUUUGCAGAGAUGGCGCCAUCAUAGCUUGCCCCUUUUUCUAUGAGAUUUGGCUUAAAGGGCUGACAUCCAGGGCAUUAAAAAAAACAAAAAUUUGACACAAUUGUAGGGAUUGACAGGGCAAGCUAUGCUGGCGCCAUCUGCUAAUUAUUUCGACCGGCCAACCCCAUUGCCGAUGAUAGCUGUGGCUAUUUACGCUGCCAGUAUAAAGUAAGUACUGAGCGCCCUUUACCUAUUUCAUGCCAAACCCUCACAAAGAAAGUCAUUCACUGCUACUCGCUGAUCGCCGCUAUUUAUUAAGAUACGCUUAAAGUAAUCUACAUUAUACCAUGAGUCCAUGACAUUAUCAAAACGCAUUAUUAAGAAAAUUCACCAGAAGGGUCGAAGGAAAAAGGAUCAGGUCAAUUUAUAACAUUAGUUACCUACUUAACACAUAAUUGAAUUUUUACGUUAUUUAUGCUUACAUUGAAAGUGCAAAUGCGUCACAUAGUGGCGAGACUAAGAACUAACAAAAUAAAAGUUACAGGAUUUUUAAAUAUGAAACUUGGCACUUAUGUGGCCCGCCAAACCGCCUAGCGGGCGCCUAUAGGUAAUGCAUGGUUUUUGGAGUACCUACUGUUUAUUUUUUUACCUGACAAUGGAUGUGCUAAGUUGUUUAUAGACAACUAUAUUCUGGCACGCCAACUUUGUCAAUAGAAAAAGCGCGAAAUAAAAAAAUUGUGUCAGAGAUCGAUCCUUCAAAUAUCAAUUUUCAAAUUUGCUGAAACAGCAGGUUUUUCUACUGAGAAAGCUGGCUUGCCAGAGUUAAAUACCUACUCGUAUGUGCGGGAUGAAAACUAAAAUGCAAAAACAGACAGUGAAAAGAAAAUAAUGAAAGUUACUCCGUACUUAUACAUAUACAGGGAUGUUGCGGAUGCCGAUUUUUAGACAUUCGCGGAUGCGGAUUUUUAAAGGCUCACAUCCGCAGAUGCGGAUGCGGAUGUCGAGAUUAGGCACAUAAAAAACGUCAAAUAUUACACUUUAGUAAUUUUUAUUUAAAAAAAAAACGAAACAUAGUAUUUGAACAAGAAUAUAGGUGCCCCACAAUCGCAUUACUAUACCAAAGAUAGAUAUAACUCCGUAAUAGAUGGAUACAGUCUAAGGAAAAAACGUGCCUCGAAAAUCACGAAAAUUUGAUUCUCGAUCAGAUGGCGCCACUAGUUUUGGCCUACACUCGUAUAGAGGGCGUUGACUGUUUCGUUUGUUAUUUAUAAUUUUAACGCAUACCAGUGAAAGAACAUGGGUCAAAAUCAUAUAAAAAUAAUUAAUGCAAAUAAAAAAAUCAUUUAUCCAUAUUUAAAUACAUUUUAUCGUAUUUUUAUAAAUAUUUAUUUUUAGUUUUAAAGUGUGUCGACAGAUGGCAGUGAAUUUACUGGGGUUACAAAAUUUACUAUGACAGUACCGCUCUAGUAUAAGUUACUCUAUGACUAUACUAAAGUCCAAAUAAAAUAAUCUUUUCACUUCUUGUCGCUGUCCGUCAUAGGCUAAAGUGCUCGAUCGACGAAUCACAAAAACGAAACGAGAUUCCUAUUGCGCCGCCGCUAAGACGUUCCUGACCUACCUGUUCCACAUCCGCAUCCGUUUAAGUUACGCAUCGAUUUUAUGCGGAUGCAGGUGGGGAUGUUAAAAAUAAUGCGGAAGUUCCGCGGUUGCGGAUGCGGAUACGAAUAUUCGCAGCAUCCCUGCUUUAUACUUUUCUGCACAAAUAUUAAUAAUAAGGCUUACGGUAAAGUGUUCGUAUAUGUACAAUAAUCUUUGUAAAAACUACAGUCCAAUACUUACUGGUCGCUGGAAAACAGACACACAAUGAAAUCACAACGAUAAUAGUACUUAAAUAAAUAGUGAAAAUGACCAAUAAGUAAUUUUUGAUAUUCAAUCCAGAACGAACACAGCAAUAUAAGAGGCCUAAAUAGAACGAAGUAGGUAUAUUUAUCAUAUCGCACAGCCUCAUCGUCGGGAAUCUAAUCUUCAGUAGCCCUUAUGAGAGGGAAUAAACUCUUAAGAUUACCUACGAUUGAGACAAUGAACAAUCGCUAGGUCGUUAUUUAAAUCCCGAUUGAGAGGCUGGAAGGAGUAGUCAUAUUUAAAUGUAAAUAGUUAGUAGAUAGCGAAAGUGAAUCGAGCUAUGCACAGCGAGAAUUUUAAAGCAAACUGUUAAACGGAGCCAGAUAAAAUUGAGUAAAUCUGGUGCCGAGAAUGGCAGUACGAUCAGACUGGUCGAACUGCCAUUCUCGCCCAGAUCUCGGGUCAAAAUUUACUAGUUUGCUUGGUCUCGUGAAUUGAGAUGGCCGUCCAUAUGGCAGGACUCGUCGUUGUAAGUGUGGAGGUCGCCUCGCGGCACGCACAACUCUCAUAAACGUUUAAAUUUUACAACAUACUCGUAGCCUUAAGUAGGAACCUUCCUUAACUUUAACCAUGACAACGUUACCUAAUAUCAAACACCAAUUAGGAUAAGUAGGUACAAAUGAAAUUAUAACAUAAUUAAUGAAAUAAAUAUAGUCAACUAUUUAUUUAUACACCUACGGGUCGCAGUUUAAAAUAAGUCGAUAGUAAGUUAUCAAAUACAAUGAUGUGUUCCAGAAAGUUUUCCAGUAAUCAUUUAUGCUGUUCUGUCGGCGCACACUCACUAAUAUAAGGUUAAUCGAACAAGAAUAAGCAGGGAUUUUUAAGUGAAUGUUUUUCCCAUUUUUAUGUACUUGUUUACACGCAGGCUAGACACGACGGCUAAGCAAAGCUAGGCUAGGCUAGGCUAAGUAAAUAGGUCGAACACCAAUGUUGGAUGACUAUAAAUAUAAAAUAUCGCUGUAAGUCUUGAUGUAAUUAGUUGAAUGUUCUGCUGUAGUAGUGUCGAUGUCGACAAGGCAGGCUCACGCGGCACCGAAUAAUAAGCCUCUUGAAAAGUGGGCUUGGUCACGAAAAUCAUUGUUGAAAUCAUGGCUGUAGUCAUUGGCGUAACUCAUUACAGUUCCCCUAAAAUGUAAUGUUACCUGUUUUAAAAUGUGAAAUAAUUGUGAAGUUCCAGUCUUUGAUGGCGUGCCCGUAUAAGCGCUGUUUAGCGGUACCCUAAGUCGACACUGAAUAGCUAAAGACCACACUAGCGCACUUUCAUGUUCAUCUUGCGUCGUUCUCUAACAGCGAUUCAUUUCGUGGACUUGCGUAGUAUGGUGAUGGUGUCACUUUCGUUUGCCGAAUAAAGGACAGAAAUGCAUCACUGUUAGAGCGACUCCGCGUAAACAAGCCACGGUGUGUGCAAUUUGACAAAACACACGCGGUUAAAUAGUAAAACGAUUUGAAAUGUGAAGAAGCAAGACGUGAAAUGUGAAUGUGCACAGUAGGCAUAUUAGUUAGUGUUGGUAAGACACGGUCUUUCUGGUCCUUGCAUUUAAGACUCCCCUAAUUUGUAGUCAAAGCUCGAGUGGUUACAAACGUCUGCAAAGAAUCGAGUUCAAUAAAUUCCAGACGCGUUGUCUCCAUAUAAGAUAAACGUCCUAGUGAUCGAUUUUCUAAUGCCUAAUAGUUGACACCCUGCUGUCACCUCUAUUGCUAAUGACUACGUACGUCUACGUUUAAAGAUGGCAUGUACUGCGUACUGCGACUAGGACAGUGACGAGCACUAGCACGUCUAACAUAAGUACAAUAAUUAGCCUCAUGCAUGAAGUUUAUAUUUGAACGAAAUAUUUUUUAUUCGGAUGUUUGUUACCGUUAUAUCAUGUUACAAAUGCAUUUCCGUUAUUAAAUUAUCAUUUAAUUGCUUAAAAUAAUAAAUAAAAAGUGCAAAAAUUUGCCCGCGGAAAGCUAGUGAGCGAAACGCGCGAAACGUCACGUGACAUCACGUGUUCGACAGAUUAGUUCACAUAAGUGUCAUUAGUAGCACACGUCAGUUGGACCGUCCAACGUGUGACGUCAUCACGCUGUCGAAUUCGCGCCAAAAAAUUGAGCGUUUCAAACGCUCAAACUUUUUCAACAUUAUAAAUAUUUUUUAAUCAAAUAAUGUGAAGGUUUACAAAAAUAUUUUUAUUUUGUCUGGUGUUCAAACUAUUAUGAAUAUAUAAAUUAUGAUUACAAAAAUAAAAUAUUCAUGCAUGGAGCUAAUUAUGAUUCACAAACACAGAAUAUUCUUUACUUUUGUUUAGACAGAACGAGCAAUUGGCUUUCAUUAUGAGUCACUUCAAGACUACAAGUGUCGUCUAAGAAAAAAUCUUGAAAUAGACUUCUAAGACUCGUGGUAUUACCAACUCUAGGCAUAGAACACGUAGAAGUGGUUUUCUAUCGCAACCUUGAAAUAUUUUCUGUCCGAUGUUUCAUUUUCGAACGCGUUGAUUCUUUCAAAUACGUCAGAUUUAUAAAAGGGUAUAACAAAUCUAACCUAACGGUAACGGUUUCUACGGCUUGCCUUUGCAAGUGUAGAAAAAUAAACUAAUUUGGUUUUUGAAAAAAAAAACGCGUUAUUGCGGAAAACAGGCCACAAAGACGGUUUUGCCUUGUAGCUCCGGGCCGCGAGAUAAAUUUGACGAUGUAGGGAUGGCAAGGUUAUGGAUCACCUGGCGGGCCACCUAAAUUGAGUAUCGCUGGUUCAUUUUUCCAGGUUGCGAUAGGUUACAUGGAGAAGCAUACACUGGCACUCGCUUGCUGUGUACCGAAGCACCUAAUUUUAGUAGAUACCCGUGUAAGGGGCAAUUUUAACGAGUAGGCGAUUUUGAAAUAUUGUAUGUUUAAGUGUUUAGAUACGUCAGGAUGGCAGUCAGUACACGGGCCGAUGCUCUGGGCGACAAAACACCGAUUAGGUGACACUAUCGCUUUUCCAUCAAAUUCAUUCUUUACCAACACGUGUAAAAGGAACGAAUGCCAAUAUGUCAAACAUAAAAGUCUGUGUUGCGAUAAACCUCGAAGCUUGUCCUAUUAAUUCUAUCGCGAGGCCAGAUUUAGACUACCUACUUAUUGUUUAUUUUUUUGUAUUGUGUCUUAUCCUUAUAAGUAUGUGACGUUCCACGGGUAAAGGUACCUUAUGGCGGUUGCCGCUUACGCCGCGUAGCACCGCAAUAAUAGUAUUGGAGCGUCGUUAAUAACAGCGUUAGCUCCGACCGCCGUAAUGUAGGUACCUUUCCCUGUGUAACGUCACAUAUUUCCUGAAACGAGCAGUUUAGCUUAUGACAUUGAAAUGUUUAGGUGCAUGUACUUUUAAUGUUAGAUAGGCGGGUGUUUUCGCAACACAGUUGUCACCUUGUCGCUCAGGGGGCUUUGACAAGUGACAUCGUUUAUAGAAAAUCGAAAACUCUUAGGUUCACACGGCGUUAAUUUUUCCCGUAUUCCGUAUAGGUACGGGAUUUUAUCGAAUACCGUAGUGACAGCAAAAUUUGUAUGGCAACUUCCAAAAUCGUUCACACGGCGUCUAUGCGGGAAAGCCGUCUAGACGUGUGAACGAUUUUGUAAGUUGCCAUACAAAUUUCAUGUUACUACGGUAUUCGAUAAAAUCCCGUAUACGGCAAAAAUUUACGCCGUGUGAACCUAGCCUAAGCCAAUCGAAACUCAAGUCACGUAUGGAAGUCAGCGACGGAAUAUAUGUAGACGAAGCUCUCAGUACAUCUUUGACUUCGAAAAACAGUCCAUAUGACUUAUGUGACACAUAUAGGUAUGUGGUAUAUUUGGAUACGUAAGCGAUAGCGCUUAAAGUUAUUAAACCGCGGGCCAGGCGAAAAUUUCGUCGGUCAUUGCAUUCCGGGCUGUAACUUGUAAAGCGAUGUGUAACUAACCCUCGAGGCAGCAGCUGCCGCUCCGUUUGUGGGUGGAGAAACGGCAGCCACCUAAACACGAAAAAAAAAUUGUAUCGCAUCCCGAUUGAAAGUUUGUCAGGUGAUAGUUUUGAUGCUAUUGUAAAUUUAAAAAAAAUCGCCAGCCGGUUGUAUCGAGGUGGAAAAACCGUCAGCUGGUCACAUGAAUAUGAAAGAACAGGACAUGAUUUUUUUUCAGUCAUCGCAUCCCACUUGAAACAUUUUUUCAGAUGAUAGUUUAUAUGCUAUUGUGAAUAAAUAACAUUGUCAGCACAAAAUACCACCAGCUGAGCAUCUAUCACUUUUAUUUAAAUGUACCAAUUUCAUCUCCAAAGUGGCCUGGUGGCCAACGGACCGGCAGCUGAUGUCCACGAGGGUUCAAUACACAAACACAUCGCCCUUAACCACUUUAAAAGUUUUGAUUGGCUAAAAUAAAAUUAUGACAUGAAUUUUCGUCCAUCUGUCAUCUCAAUACCUACACUUUUCCUUAGAGUGUUUCGAUAAACGAUUGUCGGCUUGGCCGCGGCCCCGGGCCAGCGGCCACCGCUUCUGCUGUGUACGACUUCGGUCACGACUGCUGGGAACGUCUAUCUAGUGAACCAGAGGCCUUCACGUGUUUAGUUGUUCGCCGCGCAACGCGCCGAUACAUAAUCGAUGAUAUUUUAUAAAGAGUUGUUAUUUAUUUAUACAUUAUAUUUGUAUAUAACGGUGCGAAGUCUAAUAAAAUAAGCAC
Molecule: messenger RNA, 10374 nt
Organism: Cydia strobilella
Lineage: Eukaryota; Metazoa; Arthropoda; Insecta; Lepidoptera; Tortricidae
Product: transient receptor potential-gamma protein-like
Exons: 20
Coding region: 189-3536 (1115 amino acids)
Biological process (GO): regulation of cytosolic calcium ion concentration; calcium ion transmembrane transport
Cellular component (GO): cation channel complex; plasma membrane
Molecular function (GO): inositol 1,4,5 trisphosphate binding; store-operated calcium channel activity; protein binding
Source: RefSeq, a predicted model, not a curated record